AUGGCAUCCUGGCUCCCAAUCCCCGCAAAAUCGCACUUUUCUCUUGCGAACAUACCCUUUGGCAUAAUCACAACCCCCAAAUCAAACGUACCGGUACCAGCAAUCGCCAUAGGCGAAUAUGCGCUCGACUUGUCUACGUUCACAAAAAAUGGAGGUUUCACUCAUUUACCUGGCUUCAACGGGGAUGUUUUUCACCAGUCGACUUUGAACGCCUUUGCGGCACUGGGUCGACCAGUUCAUAGACAGGUGCGAGAAUAUCUGCAAGUAGUCUUCAAGGCAGACACGCCUUUCCCCGAAGUUCUCAAGGACAACAAAACCCUUCAAAAAGAAGCUCUCCUAUCACUGAAUACGGUAACAAACCACCUCCCACUACAGAUUGGUGAUUACACCGACUUCUACGCUGGACGAAACCAUGCAUACAACGUUGGCGUUUUGUUUCGCGGGCCUGAUAACGCUCUACAACCGAACUACAAUCAUCUCCCCGUCGGAUACCAUGGUCGUUCAUCGAGUAUCGUCGUCUCUGGAACGCCCAUUGUUCGACCAACAGGUCAAAUAUUGACGAAUCCGACUGCCAACCCCAAAGUCCCCAUUUUAUCUCCUUGUAAGAGAUUGGAUAUUGAGCUGGAAAUGGCUGCAUUUGUUGGUACAGGCAACAAACUCGGUCAGCCGGUGCCCAUUGAAGAGGCUGAAGAUCACAUUUUCGGACUGGUCUUGAUGAAUGAUUGGUCUGCACGAGACAUUCAGGCGUGGGAAUACGUGCCCCUAGGCCCGUUUAAUUCCAAGAACUUUGCGACUACUAUCAGUCCAUGGGUCGUCCUUAUCGAUGCGCUGGAGCCGUUUAGAGCGCAGGGACUUGAGCCUGGGAAUCGAGACUCUAUUCUCCCAUACCUCCGGGAACAGAGAGCAGAUAACGCCUUUGAUAUCAAGCUGGAGUUUGACAUCAGACACAAUGGUCUCAGUAAGGACGAAGCGCCGAUUCAUGUUUCCGAAACAAAUACUACGAACUUGCUUUAUUCGUUCGCGCAAAUGCUCACUCACCACACUAUUACUGGCUGCAACUUGCGUACGGGAGACUUGUUGGGUAGUGGGACAAUCUCGGGCAAAGAGCCAGGAUCGCAGGGUAGCUUGCUGGAGCAGACAAAUGGUGGGAAGGAGCCGCUUACAUUGGCAGACGGAAAGACGAAGAGAGUAUUUUUGGAGGAUGGUGAUGAAGUUAUAUUGAAAGCUGUUGCUGGGAAUGUCGAUGGGGCAUAUGUCGGAUUUGGUGAAUGUGUUGGCAGAAUUGAGCCUGCUGUUACUUUUAACUUCUGA
Messenger RNA from Talaromyces marneffei, 1311 nucleotides. RefSeq lists its product as uncharacterized. Gene Ontology annotation, molecular function: fumarylacetoacetase activity. Bases 1 to 1311 code for a protein of 436 amino acids. The record is from RefSeq and is a predicted model, not a curated record. NCBI's taxonomy places the organism in Eukaryota, Fungi, Ascomycota, Eurotiomycetes, Eurotiales, Trichocomaceae. The transcript has a single exon. Gene Ontology annotation, biological process: L-tyrosine catabolic process; L-phenylalanine catabolic process; homogentisate catabolic process.